GCGCUGCCCUCGGCAAGCGCUGGCAUCCGCCGCUCCUGCCUCGCUCUGCUCAGGAACAGGGCUCAGCUCUCUCGCGCAAAGAUGUCUUGCUACGACCUGUGCCCACCGAAAACCGGCGUCGCCGUCCCCCAGCCCGUCGCUGAGAGCUGCAACGAGCUGUGCGCCCGGCAGUGCCCCGACUCGACGGCCUUCAUCCAGCCGCCCCCCGUCGUCGUCACCUUCCCCGGCCCCAUCCUCAGCUCCUUCCCCCAGCAAGCCGUGGUGGGCUCCUCCGGAGCACCCGCCUUUGGGGGCAACCUGGGGCUGGGAGGCCUCUACGGCGCCGGCGCCACUGGCUCGGGGGGCCUCUGCACCUUUGGCAGACCCUACGCUUCUCCCGCCUGCAGCCCUUGUGCCUUGCCCCGCUACAGCAAGAAGCUGUGGGACACCUGUGGGCCCUGCUAGACCCAGCCCCAGAGCCCCCAGAGCCCCUGGGCCUCCUCAGCCUCACACCUCCUCUCCUUUCUCCCCUCCGUCCCCUCUCUCCAUCUUGCCUCUCCUCCUUGCUCCUGCCCAUGCCCAG
Messenger RNA from Aquila chrysaetos chrysaetos, 562 nucleotides. Its product is annotated as scale keratin-like. Gene Ontology annotation, cellular component: intermediate filament. The record is from RefSeq and is a predicted model, not a curated record. NCBI's taxonomy places the organism in Eukaryota, Metazoa, Chordata, Aves, Accipitriformes, Accipitridae. Gene Ontology annotation, molecular function: structural constituent of cytoskeleton.